AUGCCCCAGCAACGCACGAACGUGGCGCGGCCGCCCGGUUCCAGUCUCAUGCAUUGGGUGCACCUGUGUCAAUCAGGUCAAGACCUUUCGGGCUUAGAAGGCCAACCUCCUCGUCGGGCGAUUUCCAUCGCAGAAGUUGGCGAACAUGACACGGAGAGCGACUGUUGGAGCGUCUUGGACGGUCGUGUGUACAACAUGACGCCGUACCUCACGUACCAUCCUGGCGGUGUCGCCGAUCUCAUGCUGGCAGCAGGAGGGGACUGCUCCAGCCUCUUUUACGAACACCAUCCGUGGGUCAAUGGCCACAGUAUGCUGGAAAAGUGCUUUAUUGGCCGACUCGAUCCAGAGUCAAGUGCGACCCGAGGAGAUACCGCGGCGUCGACGGCUGCGCUGCACAAGACCCAGUGGCAGCUGUUUCAACUCGUGUCGAAGCAGACGGUCGGUCAACAGACUGUUAAACUUACGUUCGCGUUGCCUGCUAAGAAGCUGCUGGGAUUGGAGAUGCCAGGGCAGCAUGUGAAAGUGCGCGCUAUGAUACAUGGUCGAUUCAUCGAGCGGCCGUACACACCCACGUCGAGAAUCGACCAACCGGCGACGUUCGACUUGAUCGUUAAAGUGUACUCGGAUGGAAUCAUGAGCACAUAUCUGGACAAAUUACAAGCUGGCGACUGCAUCGAGAUGAUGGGGCCGCAGGGAACAAUUGGCUACCCAGAAGCCGGUGUUGUAACAGCUGGAGGUCAAUUGAAGCUGAUGAAUGUGCAUCAUGUCGUGAUGGUUGCUGCUGGGACGGGUAUUACACCGAUGAUGCAACUUAUCCGUGCGAUUGUCGAGAAUCGCAAGGAUACGGCCAAGAUUACGCUGGUGGACUGCAAUCACUCGCUCGAGCACAUCAUCGCGCGCACGCAGUUAGAGCCGCUAGCUAAUAUGUUCCAAGAGCGAGUCAAGGUUCAUCAUGUGCUUCAUGAAGCCACGAAAGAUGACCUACAAGAAUUAGGAUCGCUGCGAACUGGCAAGCGACUAAGUAAGGAAGUGCUUGCCGAGUUGUUGCCAGAACCGUCACCUGAUGUGGCUGCAUUUCAUUGUGGCCCGCCUGCAUUUGACGAAGCUGUCAGCAGUAUGCUGAAAGAUAUCGGCUACAAGGGUACUCACAUUUUCAGGUUUUAG
Messenger RNA from Hyaloperonospora brassicae, 1164 nucleotides. The record is from the annotation of a GenBank genome assembly. NCBI's taxonomy places the organism in Eukaryota, Oomycota, Peronosporomycetes, Peronosporales, Peronosporaceae.